Messenger RNA from Spea bombifrons (plains spadefoot toad), 1444 nucleotides. Its product is annotated as galactoside alpha-(1,2)-fucosyltransferase 2-like. The coding region runs from base 229 to 1308 and encodes 359 amino acids. The transcript has 2 exons. Gene Ontology annotation, biological process: carbohydrate metabolic process. The record is from RefSeq and is a predicted model, not a curated record. Gene Ontology annotation, molecular function: galactoside 2-alpha-L-fucosyltransferase activity. Lineage: Eukaryota; Metazoa; Chordata; Amphibia; Anura; Pelobatidae. Gene Ontology annotation, cellular component: membrane.
CACAGGAGGGAGCCGCAUACACUUUUUUUUUUUUUUCCUCCUAACAGCAUAAUUAACCUUUGGUAGAACGUAUAUUACACCUGUCAUACCACAGGAGUUUCUACUCGUACCUUCCCACAGGUACACAGAUGGUGUAGGAACAAGACUCGAAUAGACGGUGAGAUCCUAAGAGGUGUAUAUUUUUAUGGAACAGCCCAUGCGACAGCCAGGUAACGAUACUAAGUAGUCAUGGAACGAAUGAGGAAAAGGAAGAAAAUAACUAUCCUGGUGAUGGUAUUUUUUUCAGUUUUUAUUUUUUCAAUAUUAUACAGGUUGCAGGCUCAAUGUAGUUUUUUUAUGUUUUACCCCAAAGUUCGGUUUUCCAUUCCGUGCCUUCAAAACAAUGCUCUGCACACAAAUAGCAAGGAAACAUCAGAAUCAAGAAACAGUGCAGUGACUAAAGACUGUGCAGUGACUAAAGACAUGGGGGCUUGGACAAUCCAUCCUGAUGGGAGGCUAGGCAAUCAGAUGGGACAGUAUGCAACCUUAUAUGCCUUGGCCAAGGCAAAUGGGCGCCAACCAUACAUACUUCCAGAAAUGCAUAACUAUUUAGCUCCUAUCUUUAAGAUCACACUUCCAGUUUUGCAGAGGAACACUGCUGGCAGCAUUGCGUUUAAAGAGUACUGGAUACAUGACUGGAUGUCCGAGGAAUAUAACCAUAUCGAUGAAACCUAUCUGAAGCUCACUGGCUUCCCCUGCUCAUGGACCUUCUACCAUCAUCUCCGUGAUGAAAUACUUAAAGAAUUCACUAUACAUGAUCAUCUUAAGAAUGAGGCCAAUCAAGUCUUACAAAGAAUUAAAGGCUCAAAGGGAAAAGUGACCUACAUUGGAAUCCAUGUCCGGAGAGGGGAUUACAUAGAUAUUAUGCCUAAUGUGUGGAAAGGUGUGAUUGGCGACAGAGGCUACUUGGAGAAAGCCAUGGGAUAUUUCCGUAAAAAGUAUAAAGAACCUGUCUUUGUGGUGACCAGCAAUGGGAUGAAUUGGUGCAAACAAAACAUUGACAAUUCUAGGGGAGAUGUUUAUUUCUCAGGGGAUGGAAAUGAGUCAACACCUGGGAAAGAUUUUGCCCUCCUGGCCAGCUGUAACCACACAAUAAUGACUAUAGGGACCUUCGGCUAUUGGGCCAGUUAUCUAGUCGGGGGAGAGACAGUUUACCUCACCAACUUCACCUUACCCGAUUCCGAAUUUUUGAAAAUUUUUCAUUACGAUGCUGCUUAUCUACCUGAAUGGAUUGGGAUUGCCGCAGAUCUUUCCCCCCUCUUACAUUAAGUAGGGUAGAACACCCAAAGUUUCCUUCAUAAUGUUGACUGAAGAUUUCCAUAUUUCUGCCUCAUACAAGGAAGGGUAUAUGAAUUGAAUGGAGUAGAAUAACAUAUUACAAUAUAAUUGCGUUCUAUUAUUAAAG